Pongo pygmaeus (Bornean orangutan) is the source of this 7629-nucleotide messenger RNA. It is a transcript of the gene CHERP, whose product is annotated as calcium homeostasis endoplasmic reticulum protein. Gene Ontology annotation, biological process: intracellular calcium ion homeostasis; RNA processing. Gene Ontology annotation, molecular function: RNA binding. Gene Ontology annotation, cellular component: perinuclear region of cytoplasm. Bases 3623 to 6373 code for a protein of 916 amino acids. Lineage: Eukaryota; Metazoa; Chordata; Mammalia; Primates; Hominidae. The transcript is spliced from 17 exons. The record is from RefSeq and is a predicted model, not a curated record.
GUGACAGAGCAAGACUGUCUCCAAAAAAAAAAAAAAAAACUUCUUAAUGUAGAUUUUACCUGGCAUGAAAAGUGCCCACACUCUGGAUUACUGACUGUUCUUUAAACAGUAUGGGCCGGGCACGGUGGCUCACACCUGUAAUCCCUGCACUUUAGGAAGCCAGGGCAGGCAAAUCAGUUGAGGUCAGGAGUUUGAGACCAGCCUGGCCAACGUGGUGACACCCCGUUUUUACUAAAAAUACAAAGAUUAGCCGGGUGUGAUGGCAGGCGCCUGUAAUCCCAUCUACUUGGGAGGCUGAGGCAGGAGAAUCACUUGAACCUGGGAGGCGGAAGGUGUGCAGUGAGCCGAGAUCGAACCACUGCACUCUAGGCUGGGCAACAGACAAGACUCCGUCUCAAAAAAAAAAAAAAAAAAUUUAGGGCUGUGCGCAGUGGCUCACACCUGUAAUCCCAGCACUUUGGGAGGCUGAGGCGGGUGGAUCACCUGAGGUUGGGAGUUUGAGGCCAGCCUGACCAACAGGGAGAAACCCCAUCUCUACUAAAAAUAAAAAAUUAGCCGGGUGUGGUGGCGCAUGCCUGUAAUCCCAGCUACUCAAGAGGCUGAGGCAGGAGAAUUGCUUGAACCCGGGAGGCGGAGGUUGUGGUGAGCCAAGAUGGCGCCAUUGCACUCCAGCCUGGGCAACAAGAGCGAAACUCCAUCUCAAAAAAAAUAAAAAAUAAAAAAUUUUUAAAAUAAACAGUAUGAUCCCACACUGUUCUCUCUGCCUAUUUAAGGUGUUUAGAGCUGGCCCCUUGUUCAGAUCUUAGUGCAGACUUCAGCUCAAGAGCUUUUCCUGACAACCCUAUCAGCCUGGGCCCCACCCUCCCUUUUAUCGUAGUCUCAGCAUCCUCUUCUCCUUAAUAACACCUUUGAGAUGAUAUAUUUGUUUACUGACUUUGGGACUCUUCCCCGCCAUAGACUGAGUCCCCUGAGAGCAGAGCUGAGAUCUGAGUUGUGCAUGACUGUAUCUAUAAGCCAUAUCCAACUGGCUGCCUGUUUUUGUGAGCCAGGAAGGUUUUUCAAAGAUGAACAUGUGCCAUCCAAUUGACAACAGGAAAUACAACUGGGAGCCCCAAUUAAGUGAAAUGUUAUCUCCCAAAAUAAUUCCACUCUUAUGAAUAGACUUGGGUCUUAGUCCAUUUUGCAUCGCUAUAAAAGAACACCUGAGACUGAGCAAUUUUUAAAGAACAGAAAUUUAUUUCUUACAGUUCUGGAGGCUGAUAUCCAAAGUCAAGGGCCUUCUUGCUGGUGGGGACUCUGCAGAGUCUUGAGGUAGCACAGGGCAUCACAUGGCUAGCAGGGUGUGUGCAAGCUCAGGUCUCUCUUCCCUUUUUUUUGAAACGGAGUCCUGCUCUGUUGCCCAGGCUGGAGUGCAGUGGCCCGAUUUUGGCUCACUGUAACCGCCACCUCAACCUUUGCCUCCCGGAUCCAAGUGAUUCUUGUGCCUCAGCCUCCCAAGUAGAUGGGAUUACAGGCGUCCGCCACCACGCCCGGCUAAUUUUUGUAUUUUUAGUAGAGAUGGGAUUUCUCCAUGUUGGCCAGGCUGGUCUCAAACUUCUGACCUCAGGUGAUCUGCGUGCCUUGGCCUCCCAAAGUGCUGGAAUUACAGGCAUGAGCCACUGAGCCUGGCCUUUCUUCCUCUUUUUAUUUUAUUUUAUUUAUUUAUUUAUUUUUUUGAGACGGAGUCUCACUCUGUCGCCCAGGCUGGAGUGCAGUGGUGCGAUCUCGGCUCACUGCAAGCUCCGAACCAGUCCCACUCCCAUGAUAACCUAUUUAUCCAUUAAUAUAUGAAUGGCAGGACGUCAUAAUCCAAUCACCUCUUAAAAGGCCCCACCUCUUAAUACCGUUUCACUGGGGAUUAGGAACAAGCAUUCAAACUGUAGCAACUUGUAUUUAAGAAACUACUCAGUUAUCAUAUUUUGAUUUUCACCAACAAAAAUUUUAUGAACUUUUCUUUCUGGUUAUAGAAAUACCUAAAUAAGGCUGGGUAGGGUGGCUCACACCUGUAAUCCCAGCACUUUGGGAGGCCAAGGCAGGCAGAUCAUGUGAGGUCAGGGGUUCCAGACCAGCAUGGCCAACGUGGUGAAACCCCAUCUCUACUAAAAAUGCAAAAAUUAGCCGGGCAUGGUGGUGCGCACCCGUAGUCCCAGCUCCCCUGGAGGCUGAGGCAGGAGAAUUGCUUGAGCACGGGAGGCAGAGGUUGCAGUGAGCCGAGAUCACACCACUGCACUCCAGCUUGGGCGAGAGAGAGCAAGACUGUGUCUCAAUAAAAAAAAACCAAACACUUAAAUUAAGAUCCUCGAUCUUCAUGAGAAAAUAUGAACUAGAGGACAUUUAGAAAAAAAAAAAAAAUCCUUGAUCUUGCCUCUUGACCUGCAGAGUCUAAAAUAUUUGCUUUCUGUCCCUUUUAUACAAAAAGUUUGUUGAUUCCUAGCCUACAGCAACACUUGAUGUAGAGUUGUCAAUCCGUAAGCGUCUGGUGGAAAAAUGCUGUAACAAUAAAAAUGAAACUAAUCUAAAAUACAUGUGCAUUUAUUUGCACAGAAAAAAACAGGCUGGGUAAAGUAGCUCAUGCCUAUAAUCCUAGCACUUUGGGAGGCCGAGGCGGGAGGAUUACUUGAGCACAGGAGUUCAGGGCUAGUGAGCUAUGAUCAUGACACUGCACUCCAGCGUGGGCCACAGAGCAAGACCUUGUCUCAAGGAAAAAAAAAAAGCGGCGGGGGAGGGCAGGUAUAGCCAACUAAGCAUUAACCAUCUCAGGAGGAUCAGUUUAUAUCGGACGUCCACAGCAGAAAUUUGCUGCUUCUGGCUAUCUUUUCCCCACAAUUAGCAAGGGUUAGCUUCAUUAUUUUAGAGGCAACCCAACUGCAUCUUUUAGAAAGGCGCUGUGCCCUCUAGGCCAGCAAUUUGAGGGUAUGGGUUGGGGGGUACCCCGCCCCAAAGUCUUCCUGACCAAAGAGUGGAGCGGAAGAAAGCCAGCAGGAGGAUGUUUUGAACCUACAUACGUCCAGCUGCAAUCCCUGUCAAGCUCGUCGCCCCCAGUUCUGCUCCACCUCCGGUCCGGCGGGGGAGAAUGUGACAGUCGCCGCAGCCCGGGAUCCACCUGGACGCACCUCACCUCGUAGUCUCCUCACUGUGCCCACGAAAGGAAACAGAGACUCUGGCCCAGGCACGAAGUCCCCAGGCCCCUGGUCGCCCGGAGGUAGCAACCAGCCAGCCCGUCGGGCUGCGACGCCGACCAAGGGGCACGCCCCGCACCCCCCGGUCUCGACUAACAGCCACCCGAGCCGUUCCAGCCUUUCCGCGGCGCCGCGCGACUGGGACCCACUCUGCGCAACUGUCAGGAAACUUCUGCGCGUGCGCCUCGCUAGCCCCUCCCGCGCGCCAGGCAUCGCGCGGCUUCUUCCCGCCCGCCUCCCGUUCUCACUUCCGGAGUUUCCCAGCGACGGCCGUAAGUGGCGGGCGGAAGCGGCCCUAGAAGCCCGCCGUAAACGGCUCCCUCGCGCCACUUCCGGCCGGCUUCUGCAGACGGCGCUGGUGGUCGAUCGUGUGGCGCCGGAGGACGUUCCCCGCGGCCGGAGCCAUGGAGAUGCCGCUGCCCCCCGAUGACCAGGAGCUUCGAAAUGUCAUCGACAAGCUCGCCCAGUUCGUGGCUCGCAAUGGGCCCGAGUUUGAGAAGAUGACUAUGGAGAAGCAGAAGGACAACCCCAAAUUCUCGUUUCUUUUCGGAGGCGAAUUCUACAGUUACUACAAGUGCAAGCUGGCGCUGGAGCAGCAGCAGCUCAUCUGCAAGCAGCAGACCCCGGAGCUGGAGCCAGCCACCACCAUGCCGCCCCUGCCACAGCCCCCGCUGGCCCCCGCCGCACCCAUCCCGCAGGCCCAGGGCGCGCCAUCCAUGGACGAGCUCAUCCAGCAGAGCCAGUGGAACCUCCAGCAGCAGGAGCAGCACUUGCUGGCGCUCAGACAGGAGCAAGUGACAGCAGCCGUGGCCCACGCGGUGGAGCAGCAGAUGCAGAAGCUUCUGGAGGAGACCCAGCUAGACAUGAACGAGUUUGACAACCUGCUGCAGCCCAUCAUCGACACGUGCACCAAGGACGCCAUCUCGGCCGGGAAGAACUGGAUGUUCAGCAAUGCCAAGUCCCCGCCACACUGUGAGCUGAUGGCCGGCCACCUCCGGAACCGCAUCACAGCUGACGGGGCGCACUUCGAGCUGCGGCUGCACCUCAUCUACCUGAUCAACGACGUGCUGCACCACUGCCAGCGCAAGCAGGCCCGGGAGCUGCUGGCCGCUCUGCAGAAGGUCGUGGUGCCCAUCUACUGCACCAGCUUCUUGGCCGUGGAGGAAGACAAGCAGCAGAAGAUCGCCCGGCUCCUGCAGCUCUGGGAGAAAAACGGCUACUUCGAUGACUCCAUUAUUCAGCAGCUACAGAGCCCAGCCCUGGGGCUUGGUCAGUACCAGGCCACCCUCAUCAACGAGUACUCCUCAGUGGUCCAGCCGGUGCAGCUGGCCUUCCAGCAGCAGAUCCAGACCCUCAAGACGCAGCACGAGGAGUUCGUCACCAGCCUGGCCCAGCAGCAGCAGCAGCAGCAACAGCAGCAGCAGCAGCUCCAGAUGCCGCAGAUGGAGACUGAAGUCAAGGCCACACCUCCACCGCCUGCCCCACCCCCAGCCCCAGCACCUGCCCCUGCCAUCCCGCCCACCACCCAGCCUGAUGACAGCAAGCCUCCCAUCCAGAUGCCUGGCUCUUCAGAGUACGAAGCCCCAGGAGGGGUCCAGGAUCCUGCAGCCGCCGGCCCCCGGGGCCCCGGGCCACACGACCAGAUCCCACCAAACAAGCCCCCUUGGUUUGACCAGCCUCACCCCGUGGCUCCUUGGGGCCAGCAGCAGCCGCCAGAGCAGCCGCCCUACCCGCACCACCAGGGCGGCCCACCCCACUGCCCCCCCUGGAACAACAGCCACGAGGGCAUGUGGGGCGAGCAGCGCGGUGACCCCGGCUGGAACGGCCAGCGCGACGCGCCCUGGAACAACCAGCCCGAACCCGCCUGGAACAGCCAGUUCGAGGGCCCCUGGAACAGCCAGCACGAGCAGCCACCCUGGGGCGGGGGCCAGCGCGAGCCGCCGUUCCGCAUGCAGCGGCCCCCACACUUCCGGGGGCCCUUCCCGCCCCACCAGCAGCACCCGCAGUUCAACCAGCCUCCGCACCCCCACAACUUCAACCGCUUCCCCCCCCGCUUCAUGCAGGACGACUUCCCGCCACGGCACCCUUUCGAGCGGCCGCCCUAUCCCCACCGCUUCGACUACCCCCAGGGGGACUUCCCUGCCGAAAUGGGGCCCCCUCACCACCACCCUGGCCACCGCAUGCCUCAUCCUGGCAUCAACGAGCACCCGCCCUGGGCUGGACCCCAGCACCCUGACUUCGGCCCUCCCCCCCACGGCUUCAACGGGCAGCCCCCACACAUGCGGCGACAGGGCCCGCCCCACAUCAACCACGAUGACCCCAGCCUGGUCCCCAACGUGCCCUACUUCGAUCUCCCUGCUGGGCUGAUGGCACCCCUCGUGAAGCUGGAAGAUCACGAGUACAAGCCUUUGGACCCUAAAGACAUACGUCUCCCGCCCCCCAUGCCGCCCAGCGAGAGGCUGCUGGCUGCAGUGGAGGCCUUCUACAGCCCCCCGUCCCACGACAGGCCCAGGAACAGUGAAGGCUGGGAGCAGAACGGCCUCUAUGAGUUCUUCCGAGCAAAAAUGCGGGCCCGGCGGAGGAAAGGCCAGGAGAAGAGGAACAGCGGACCCUCGAGGUCUCGGAGCAGAUCCAAGAGUCGAGGGCGUUCUUCCUCCCGCUCCAACUCAAGAUCCUCCAAGUCUUCAGGCUCGUACUCAAGGUCAAGGUCGCGCUCCUGCUCCCGUUCCUACUCCCGCUCCAGAUCUAGAAGUCGGAGCAGGUCACGCUCCUCCAGAAGCCGCUCCCGGUCCCAGUCGCGGUCCCGGUCCAAGUCGUACUCCCCAGGAAGAAGACGCCGGUCACGGUCCAGGAGCCCCACCCCGCCUUCCUCUGCUGGUCUGGGUUCUAAUUCGGCGCCUCCCAUCCCUGACUCAAGGCUCGGAGAAGAGAACAAAGGCCAUCAGAUGCUGGUGAAGAUGGGCUGGAGUGGCUCUGGCGGCCUCGGUGCGAAGGAGCAAGGGAUCCAGGACCCCAUCAAGGGCGGGGACGUCCGGGAUAAGUGGGACCAGUAUAAAGGCGUGGGCGUGGCUCUGGACGACCCCUAUGAGAACUACCGCAGGAACAAGAGCUACUCCUUCAUCGCCCGCAUGAAGGCCAGGGACGAGUGUAAGUAGGCGCCCAUGCCGGGAGCCACGCCGGUGGCCAGCGGUGCCGGCUGUGGGACCUUCCUGGCUGACUGGCAGUGGAAGAUCGCAGUGACCGCUCAGUUCUCACACCGUCUCCACUUGUGGAGAGAAGGAAGACCAGCGCAUGCCCAGUGGGAACACCGUGCUCCAUGGCGUGGAGGGCACGGGUGCCACCCACAAACCACACCAGGAGGCGCUGCAGCCACCAGGGCCCCAGGCUCGUUUUCCUUUAUAGUGAAGCAAGAAACACAAGACCCUCCGCCCCGAGUAAAUUCUUCACCCACGAAGGGAUGGAUGUGCAUCUGCCCUAAGUCAGAUUGAAGCCUCCUCCUAGGCUCCAGGAGGAGCAUGUGCAGGAGGGGUUGGCCUGGGCCAGAGCCGGCACCCCAGCUCCUUCCUCCAGCUCCCGGCACCCACCGGCCCUGACCUGGCUUCCCCUUGGCUGUGUAGGGACAAAGCUGAAGCCCAGUGCCAUGACUGCCCGCGGAUUGAAAAACAGAAACACAGAACUUUGACUUGACUUGCAAAGUGAAGCAGGGUUUUCAUUUUUACUCUCCUUGGUUUAGGUCUAGAAAGAAUAUCGACCUGAGAGGAGGCUCAGUGAGAUUCUGAAACCCAGUUCUUCGAAGGUGUACUGGCCCUUAGUUCAGUUAUUUUAGUUGUUUAAGUUGAUUUUUUUUUUCUGGAAUGUAGCCAUUUGCUGUUAUCUGGGAAACAAGAUUCUAACAGGAAACCAGCCUAAGACACUUCAGGUCGAGCGCUGCCUCGGACUCUGUGCCCGUCGCGUCCCCUGCUUGAGUUUCGCACUUGGAAGAACCCUGCACCAGCUGGUGUGUGCGACGACGGCCCAGUCCCAUCCAGAGCAUGGGACCUGACCCCAGCCAGCGCCUUCCACUCCAUCAUUUCAUUUCACACCCGCAAAGGGAGGGGAGGCCAGGAGGGGAGCUGCUCCUGCCAGAAGCUGGUGGGUGACCGUUUGGGAAUUGGCCACACCUGGUGUCCAUGGGCAGCCUGGUGCAGUGCCAUUCAUUUGUACAGAAACAUUUUUGAAAAAUUCUUUUCAAUAAGAUGCGAAAUCUUCCAACUUUUCAACCCAACGUGAUGAAUAUUUGAUUUUGUUCUAGAUUUCCUGUAGCUGUGAAUUGUUAAAAUGUAUGAUUCAGGAUAAAACGUAAACACGUGCUGUUAGUAAUUUCUUGUGGAUUUCAUUGUUUUGCCUUCAAAUAAAGCCUUUUUUUAAAGAC